Molecule: messenger RNA, 674 nt
Organism: Suillus bovinus
Lineage: Eukaryota; Fungi; Basidiomycota; Agaricomycetes; Boletales; Suillaceae
Exons: 1
Coding region: 6-674 (222 amino acids)
Source: RefSeq, a predicted model, not a curated record
CUACAAUGCCUCGUUUAACAAGUGAUCUGAAUCUCAGUGUCUGUCCAAACUACGCAGAUGAGAAUUUCGCUAACACUAGACUCCAACUCACCAAUGAGAACAUGACUGAGGCUCAGGCUGUUACAAUCCUUAGGAAUAUUUGGCAGACGCAAAACACUGCCGACAAAAACCAAUGGCAAGCACAAGUAGAAGCAGACAGAGAACAGCAAGACAAUCUGGAGAGACUCUGUGAUGAAGAACAAGAGAGACAAGAACAGGAAUGCCUUGACGAGGAAGAAGCUUCGCGGAAGGAAGACAAGAAAAAGAAUAAGCAUAAGUACUCUGCUAUUCCUGAACUGGAUGUCCCUAUAAAACCAGUAAUCCUUCCUUCCCCCUACGCUAUCCGUAAGCUAGACAAAGGAGACUAUGUCGAACUCUGGUACUUCACCAACAACGGACUAGACAACGCGAAACUCAAGAGCUCCGUCGAUGAAGACACCAUGAUCAUGGCCACCUUAGCGGGAGGUAGCACAGCUUGGGUAUCAGCAGCUUCAACGCGGAACACGACAGUUGUCAUUGACGAUGAAAAUUUCACUUUCGAAAACUUUUGUCAAGCCUGCCCAUGCAUAAUUGAGGCAAUGCAAGAGACCUCAUGGCCAGCAGAUCGUGUUCGAAUGAUGGCUCUCUUUUGGUGA